Messenger RNA from Labrus bergylta (ballan wrasse), 1644 nucleotides. It is a transcript of the gene polr3d, whose product is annotated as polymerase (RNA) III (DNA directed) polypeptide D. Gene Ontology annotation, biological process: tRNA transcription by RNA polymerase III. Gene Ontology annotation, cellular component: RNA polymerase III complex. Gene Ontology annotation, molecular function: DNA binding. The record is from RefSeq and is a predicted model, not a curated record. Lineage: Eukaryota; Metazoa; Chordata; Actinopteri; Labriformes; Labridae.
CACCGGGUGAUGACACUGCGGAAGUGUCAUGGCGGCGUGCGUCAUGCAGUCAGAAACCGCACUCUUCCUAAACUGUUUGUAUUGAGUCUUCCCGUACACGUCUGGAAUUCAUAUCAAAUAAUAAGGGAACCAGAGCGAUCUUGAAUUGGGGAUGGCAGAUUCAGGUUCAAAUGACCCCAGUGGUCAACGUGUGCCAACCCCUGGAGGAAGCAGUGCGGGGCUUCUGAUGGGCCGACGACCAGGCGGAGCCAUGACUCCCGGCCGUCUUCCCGCAAUGAAAUCCAGAGACCUCACCCUUGGCGGAGUGAAGAAGAAAACUUUCGCACCCAACAUUAUUGGCCGAAAAGUCAAAGAAGACACAAAACUUGAAGGUGGACAGAGGAGAGAGAGGAGGGAUGAAGGUCGCGGUAGAGGUCCCAGGGACAGAGGCAGGGGCAGAGGUCGCCCUGAGGUGAUCCAGUCCCACUCUAUUUUUGAACAGGGGCCUGCAGAGAUGAUGUUGAAAAAGAGAGGUGGUUAUGAUGGUGAGAGAGAUGCUCCCACUGUGGGACCCUCACCCAUCAUUAAUAUUAAAAAGGAGAAGAGAGAGACUGAGGAGGAGACCAAAGAGAUUCUGCGUGGUCUGGAGCGAGAUAAUUUUAUAGACGAUCCCUUCCUGAGGAGUGAGCAGAGCCGCUGCCCGGUCCAGCUCCCUCUUGCUGUGUCAGGAUGGGGAUUUAAGGAGGAGUUUAGUCCGGCGCCUGUAAAAAUUGAGAAGGUAGAUGAAGAUGCUGAACCAAUGGAAUCUGCAUUUGAAGUGAAACAGGAGCCAGUGGAAGCUGAUAUAAAGAAGACGGAGGCAGCGUUCAGGCCUCCUCCUCUCCCUGAACCUGAAGUUUUACCUGACCUGCUGCACAGGUGGAGUCUGAGCAAAGGGGACGAGCUGUUUUUCAUGCAGCUGCCCGACUCGCUGCCCGGUCAGCCCCCCACCAAAGAGCACAGGCCAGUUAAAACAGAGGUGCAGUCUGAGGACGGACAGUCUAUGCUUCUCAAAACAGAAACUCAGGAUGAGGAGGUGGAAGAAAACAUCUGCAAUCUUAAAGACCUGCGUGAGGGUCUGGUAGGAAAAAUGCUGGUGCGGAGGUCUGGACGGGUACAGCUCAUCCUGGGACAAGUGACCCUUGAUGUGUCUCUCGGAACAUCAUGCGCUUUCCUUCAGGAGCUGGUCUCUAUCGGUACUGAGGAACGAACAGGCGAUUUGACUGUAUUAGGGAAUAUCAAACACAAAAUGGUUUGCUCCCCAGACUUUGAGGCUCUACUGCAGAGCAGUGCUUGAUGCUCAUGGAGAUUGAUAAGUGGAUGAACUUGUGGUGGUGUUGUAAAGUUGACAAGAUGUUUACUAUUGCUAUGGACUUUAACUCUUGAACCAUAUACCAAAUACAGAUUUGAAGCCAUUGCUUUUUUGUUGUCAGAGUGGCUUAAAUUGCAUAUAGAAAUACACUAUAUAUAAAUAUCAAUUGAUGUGAAAAGGCAUACACACUAAGGGGUUAAAAGGUUGAAUUGUGUGCCAAACUUCUGUUAUUUUUCCUUCUCUAUAUCUUAAAUAACUUGAAAAAACUGUAGAUGGAUGUAUAUGUGUGAAUAAAAAAACAUUUUGUUAUUGUA